Messenger RNA from Catharus ustulatus (Swainson's thrush), 7459 nucleotides. RefSeq names its product oncostatin M receptor (gene OSMR). Gene Ontology annotation, molecular function: protein binding; cytokine receptor activity. The transcript is spliced from 21 exons. The record is from RefSeq and is a predicted model, not a curated record. Gene Ontology annotation, biological process: cytokine-mediated signaling pathway. Gene Ontology annotation, cellular component: external side of plasma membrane; membrane. NCBI's taxonomy places the organism in Eukaryota, Metazoa, Chordata, Aves, Passeriformes, Turdidae. Bases 441 to 3230 code for a protein of 929 amino acids.
CGAGUCCCGGCGUGCGGGAACCCGGCCGAGCCCGGCCGUGCGGGAGCCGCGGCGGCUGCAGGCUGCUGCGGGAGGGCUGGAGCGGCGCCUCGUACCGCAUCUCGGUCCUCCGGAAACCCGCCAGCAUCGUCGCAGACCGAUGAAUUUAAAAGGGCUUCGUGACCGUCUUCUGCUUUCAGGAUGCCAGUGCUUAGCUACAGCAUAAAAGCUGAUGAUUUGACCAGCAAAAAUUACCUAAGUGGGGUACCUCGUGGGAUGAGGAUGCUGCGCCUGCCAGAGCCUGUAGCUCUGAAGGAGAAAUAGUCUACCUGAAGAUAUUUGUUUAAAAUAUUCACAGACCACCUACUUAAGGAAAUUUCAUUUUCUCAAAGCUAAGCAAACAUGAAUUGACAGGCAAUCUAUUGUUGAAGUUUCAGUCUUAUGCAGGAAAAGGUGGACAAAUGAUGGAUCACUUCAUGAUUCUGGCAGUACUGCUCCCUGUGGGGAUAUGCUACACUUCAUACUCACAGCAAGAUGUGUUUCCAGUAACGUACCUUAACGUUUCCAAGGAUUUGGAUCUUCAGCGGCUGCUGGUGGAAUGGGAUGUUGUCAAGCCUGCGCAUGAUGCUGAGCUGGCAAUGUCUUUUGAGAUACAAGUCCAUCGAGCUGAUGAAGCUACGACUGUGUGGACAGAGUUUCAUAAUGUCACACUUGAUAAAUUGGGAAAGCCUCUUCAUUGGACAUGGGAUUCAGACAUACCUUUGGAGUGUAUGUCACAUGCUGUGAGAAUCAGAAGCAAGGCAGAAGCAUCAAAAAUCUGGAGUAACUGGAGUUUGUGGGAGACUGUCCCUGGUCUGGACACUUCAAAUAGAAGUGAGCCACAAAUCUUUCCAAAAGAAAAAGUUUUAGCAGAAGGCUCUGACAUCACUCUUUGCUGCAUAGGAGGGAAAGGUCAAAUCAUUAAGAAAUUUUCUGUAUACCCAACUGUAUACCAAACUAUUGAUGUUUUCAACCACACAAACAGUCAAGUCAGACUUCUCACCGUGAAAAAUCUGUCUCAUGACAUGGGGUCUAACAUUCAUUUCUACUGUCGUGCUGAAGAUAGGCGGCUACAUCAGGCAGCUUUUUUUGUGGGUAAACCACCUGAUACACCUAAAGACUUUUCCUGCCACACUCAAGACAUGAAAAAAGUAAAUUGUACUUGGACAGAAGGAGAGACCUAUCUCUACGGACGGAAUUCACCACAAUACACCUUGUCUAAAACGUCAUCCCCGAAAGUGGCUCUGUGCAAAGCAGGUUGUUUUGAGCAGUGCUCAUGUUCUUGGGAUAUAGGCCAACAGCGGAUCUGGAAUGUCACAGUGACUGUGGAAAACCCACUGGGAAAGAGAACUGCCACAGAUGUUUUUGAUGUAAAUCACAGAAUGUAUCCCACUGCACCUUCACAGGUUUGGGAAGAUUGCACAGAUAGAGAAAUUAUAUUAUAUUGGAAUUAUCAAAACAAUGAAAUGGAACUCUUUUGUCAGACUGAAGUGAUCCAACCGGAUGGCAAAGUAGAACUGCACAACAGCUCCAUGGCAGGCUCAAAGCAUGUCACGGUGCGUGGGCUGCAGCCCGACACGGAGUACACGGCCAGAGUGCGCUGCGGGGCGGCCAAGCACUUCUGGAAGUGGAGUGAGUGGAGCCCAGCCCUCACCACCAGAACUAAGGAAAGAACUCCAUCAGGGAAACUGGACAUAUGGAGAGAAAUUACACCAGUUCUGGGGGGACGAAAUGUGACUUUGUUCUGGAAGCAAACACCAAGUUUUCAAGCAAAUGGAAAAAUUGUUUCAUAUGAAGUAACUUGGGAAAAAAUAGAAGAUGGCUCCAAGCCUGAACGCAUCUCCCUUUCUUCAGUCUACAAUAGCACAAGGAUUUUCAUUGACAACCAUUCCUACAGAAUCAGUAUCAUGGCAAAGAACAAUGCUAAUUUUUCACUUCCUUCAGUUUUGAUCAUCUCUAGAGCUACAGAUAACAGCACUGAAGAGCUUAAGGAAGGACAGGUUAAUGGUACUGAUGGUGGCAUUUUUAUCUCCUGGGAGCCCAGAAGUAUAUAUGACAGUUAUAUUAUUGAUUGGUGUAACUUUCCCAGGCUGCAGCCUUGUGAUUUGCAGUGGAAGAGAUUUGGACCCAACACUUCCAGUGCUGUGAUCAGCUCAGCUGCUUUUGUUCCGGGAGUGAGAUACAAAUUCUGCAUCUAUGGAUCUGUUGCUAACAGAGCCUCCUUACUGGAAAAAAAGAUUGGUUAUCUCAGGGAACGACCUCCUCAUCUUGACCCUAUUGUGAGAAAAGUUGACCUGACUUACAAUUCAGUUACACUGUCUUGGGAUUCUUAUCUCACAAAUGACUCAGAGACUGGUUUUGUAAGAGGCUACCAUGUUUAUGUGUCACCUGUACAAGGGAACUGCAGUUUGAAAGGAUCAAAAAAGCACAUUCUUUCAGAUGGAUCAGAGCUAUGUAAAUACACAAUUGAAAACCCAGAAGAAAAGGAAUACACCGUGAAACACCUGAUGCCAAACACAAAAUACAAAAUAGCAGUUAAAGCAUUUACAGGUGGAGGAGAGACUCCCAUUGCUUACUUUAGAUACAUAGAUACACCUCAUAACUUAAACAUCCUGUACUUUGUAUUCCUAGUAGUGAUAGUUCCAACCCUGGUAGCAGCUAUAUGCCACUGGAAGAUGAAGUGGGUGAAGGAAUGCUGCUGUCCUGUAAUACCUAGUCCUAACAAGAGCAAAGUACUGUCAUUCAAAGAGUUUAAGAUUGAUUCUGAGAAAGUGCUGAAGAUCAGUGACUGCCUUCCUGAUGUGCUAGCCAUGGACAGUGAUGCUGAAGCUCAGAAAUUGCAUCCUGUUACUGGGAGCUCGUUAUCAUCAACACCAACUGAAGAUAAGAUUGAAGGUCACAAUUCUUUCUGGAUUUACCCUAGUGAAAAUGUAGUGAGAGACGUUCCACCCACACCUACAUCUCAAACUCAUACUUCUUUUGAGAAUUUUGCUUAUUCUUCUUCACUUGAGGCUGAAUCUGAUCUCUACCGUAUACCAGAGACACUGGAAGCAGGCAAGACAAAUCAUGCAGUGAUGUUGUACCAGCCACAAUGCUAUUUAGAUAUUUUUCAUGAGGAUGCAGCCUCAACCACCAGAGAAAUACCUGAGAGAAAGAACAAUCUGAGGUACAUCUCACAAACAGAUGUGCACUGCCUGGGUGAGAAGCUUUGAUGUUCUGCCCUCCGGUGGGUCCAUCCAGUGUUUGGCUACACACUAUAAAUGAGAAUUUCUAAAACCACAACUUCUUUUGAUUAGGGUUCUCACAAGCCCAGCUGCCUGACUGCCAUUAAUACGGCAAAACUGUUGUUCUUGGACUAGUUUCGAGUACUGAUUUACACAGAAAUUACGUGUGUUAUGGUUCUACUACAACUUACGGGCAUUAGACGACAUUUAUAGGCUGUUUUGUGGCCUGUAUUAUGCAGAAAGUUACAUCACAGCAAUCUGUCACAGGCUGAUGCAGAGAACUGCUUUAUUUUGCAGAGAUUAAAACUAUUCAUAAAGUAGAGGAGCAAAUGAAACAAGGGGGAAGAUUGUACUGCUCAAGAAGUGUAUUUCUCUUACAGUGUCCUCUGUACUCUGGCCACCCCAGCCAAUGGGUACUGUGCUACUGGGCAUGGAGCAUUACCCAGCCCAGUCAUUUUGGAGGCUGGCUUGUAUUUUCUCUCUCUCAAAUGAUGUAAGGAAUCAUCAUAGAAAUGUUACCUGCACACAGUGCAGCUCAUUCCUAUAAGAUUUGAAGGAACUUUGACUUCCCCAGGAGUGCUGCCCAGACCACCCAAAUCCAGUGAUCAUCCUGCUUUUAUUUCACUUGUGUCCCAACUACAUUUGAUGUGUUAAAGAGCACAGAAAACAGGUUUUUAUAGCAAAGACCCUGCUUCCAUUUCUUGUAACUGGGGCUCCUGACACUUACACUUUCUCUGCCUAAAGACUCUUUAAAAUCAUCUUAACUAUACAUUGAAGAGAUGUAGGGAGUUUGGUGGACAGGAGUUAAUUUUCCACAAGGACAGAGGUGGUACCACAUAGCAUGGGCUCUGCUGGUGCACAUGAACUGAACUUUUGUCAUUGACUCCUGUAUUCCAUAGCAAGCCCCAAUCUGCCAACCAACAGACAGGCUGGUCGUAAUCACAGGUAUAUGAAUCACAUUUGUGAAGAGCAUCAUAUUCAGGCUGCCUACAUCUAGAUCUCUCAACACUAGUUUUGCAUGUGUUACAAAAACAAAACCAAAAAAAUAACACUCAGUAACACUGAGUAACAUUCAGAAUCCCUACAAUAGGCCACGGUGCAUUUGGCCUUUCAUUUUGAUUUCAGGAAACGGUACAUUUGUAAUGAAGCAGUACAGUUGGAAUUGUAGCUGAAAGUUUCAUCAAAUGUACCUCAGUGCACAAGGAACCCUUUGGUUUUGCCUCCUUAUGCUGUUUGGAAUCUGUCACAAAGAGAUGGUUUCAACUUAAGAGUACACCAUAAGUGAUUCUCAAAGGUGAAACAAAGGAAGGGUGUCUAACAAUUUGAUGUUCAGCUAGUUUGGUAAUAUGUAAUUAUUUGCCUUCCCUGUGUUUCACCAGCUAAUCACACUCCUAGAAACCAAGCAGCUGCAGACAAAGUGAGAUCUGAUACUGAACCACAUCUAGUUUUUAUAGUGUUGCUUACAGAUACUGUUGUAAUGUCACAAGCUGUGUUGCAACAGGAAAACCAGUGAGACCUUGCACAGCCUGUGGGCUGAGACAAGCACUGACUGCAAACAAAGGGAGAAGUCUUUAGCUUGGAAAAGGGGAGGUACAAAGAUACAGAUACAAAGAUGGGCAGAUGCGGUUGGAGGUGUUCAGUCCACAUCCUUGUGCUGUGCACAGGUGCAGGUGGCUCACAGACUUGAGAAGCAGAGGAGAGUUUGCAGCAUGGUCCUUCCUUUCAGCCUCCAGCCAGCCAAGUAAGGAAACACAGCUGGGCACCUUCUGCUGGAGGGCAAGAGAACAGGAAGGGUAAGUGUGAGGUUAGAACCUCCAGUGCUCUCGAUGCACUACUUCGUGUCGGGUUGUCUUAAAUGAGCAAGCAGUUAAUAGUUGCUAAAAGGCUGUUUAUUACAAAAGCACUUAAGUCUCAAAAGCAAAAUCACAGACAUUAAAGUCCAUGCUAAGUUUCAGUAUAAAGUCCCAAACAGAAGUAGAAGCUGCUCUUGUUAAGGACCCGGGAAUGUUGCUGUGGCAGCUCCUAUCUUCUUCUUAGGUGUUAAUGGCAGCGAGCAAAGCAAAAUAGAAAAGCAAUAGCAAAAGCAGUGGCAAAAUCAAUGGCAAAAAGCACCAGCUCUCCCCAGUACGUACUCUUAUAUAGGAUUUUUCUAACAAGCUAGGAUACAAACUUGGAUCACUACUUCUUAACCUGUUAGAAUUCCAAUUUCUUAACACGGUAGAAUACGUAUAAACUAUGCAUACAAUCUGUCUUGUUCUAGCUGAAAAAUGUAAGCAAUAUUCUUACUAGAGCUCUAUUAUGUUUAAGCACUAAGACCACAUUCCUGGAGCCUACACUGAAAGCAUUAGUAUGUUUUUUAACCUUCAUUACAACUUGCACUUCUACUCAGGCAUCCUUUCACUCACUAAAGGCACUGAAGCUCAUUCUAAAACUUACUUACUGACUCACUUACUUAGGCUAAAACUUAAACUUACACCUCUGCUUUAUGUGCAAGUAGCUUAAUGUACUUCAAUCCAUCCAAAGGCUUUAAUUCAAUCCCUGCACUCUGAUCUCUCUCUGAAAAAUUCAGAGAGACCUGGCUCAGUGACUCCAAGAGUAAGGGAGAAGGCUGAUACUAUUUAAUGGAUACAUCCCAGGGAGACUUUCUCCCUUUAUCUUAGCCUCUGCUUUGAGGAACAAUACAUGUGAAAGCUUGAUACCACAGUAUCUUUAUAGCUUGGAACACUGGCUUCUCCAGAGUGCUUCAUCACAUUGUAUACACUUGUGUAGCUUAAAAGAUUUACUGCUGGAAAAAAGGCCAAUAAUGUAAAUGCUUUGUCACAACUAAUACAAAACUUCUGAGCUCUACAUUUCAGAAAAAGAUGUAUUUAUUCUAAAAUGCUGAAAAGGUAUCCUAAAUCAAGAGUUAUGUAUUAAGGAAUUAAGAUAAAGACAUCAGUCAAAGAAAUAAGAGUAUUGCACAAAGCAUUUUAAAUUUUGACAUUGCUGCAGUUCUUCAUGCCAGGAGGACAGCUGCAACAGGCACAAAUCUCUGCUUUGAAAAAGCUGCUGUCACUGAGGCCGGGCUGCAGCAAUUCCAUCCAGGAAGUGAAUCAAGGCAUUUGUGGGUUCAGCCAGCUGUGCCUUCCUGAUGGUGGGGUGAGACACCCGGGCCUGGCUGAGUUCCCACCUCUCAGUCUCCUGGUUGUUCCCAGGGAUAUCCCGCUCUGAUGAAAUUCCAUUAUCUGGAUGCAGUGACACACUUGAGCACAUUCCAGAUUGCUGAGUGAGGGAAGGAGAAGCUGGCUCCUCUUUCCUUAUAAACCGUUCUGCUUCCUGGCUCUGAUGAUAUUAUGCACCUCCUGUGCAUAAAAAGCACACAAAUGGAGGAUUCCAGGAAGGAUAAUGCCUCUGUGCCAGUCAAAGGGUAUAGUCUGGGCACCAGAACGGAAGAUUAGAGAAGUUAUUUUGGCAUGUGUGGAGAAGUGUGUAUAAUUUUUAUAUAUUAAAACAUCUGUCUUGCAUUAAUGGUUGAAUGAGUUCAAAACUGUAAUGCUCUCUUUUUUUCUUGUUCAUAAUGCAACUUUCACAGCUGUUGUUGAAAUGCUAAUACAUAAACCAUCACAUAAUAGAAAAUCAUUCUCGGUAUGUUAAAUUUUUAAAAUAAAAAUGAUGUGUGAACUAUUAAAGAGUCUCUGUAUUUUAUAAAGCAUUAAUGUAAAAUAUAUUUUUUGCAAAAAAAUUUUAUUUGGGAAGCUUCUGAUUGUUCUAGUUAACUAGUAACUUACAAAUAUAAAUUAAAUUCCAACCCCUUUCUAAUGCUGAGGUACACAGGAGACCAGAACAACUAUAAGAAGUUUAAGUACAUUUUAUUAACAACGCAUCCCUUUGAUAAGUCUACGCUUUAGGAGGCCUUUAAUGCUCAUUGACAUGAACUGUACACAGUAUACAAAAGAAAAAGAAAAAAGAAAAACACAAAAAAAAUCAAGGUGGGCAAUACCAUUUUGGGACAAGCUUCUGUUUAAAUUAUACACAGCUCAAUGCAAUAUUCUUACGUAAAAUAUAUAAAUACUUUUUCUUUCUAUGUUACAGGUAUACAAUAUAAAUCAGAUUUCAAUGUCUGUUCAGUGACCUACAAACUAGAACCUCCAAAUAUGUAGCAGCGUAUUACUAAAUGAAAAAAAGACCACACAGAACAGGGAGAGUAAGUAUUGAGAUUUUUCUUGAUCCCUUCCCUC